Messenger RNA from Dermochelys coriacea (leatherback sea turtle), 6355 nucleotides. RefSeq names its product cell cycle progression 1 (gene CCPG1). The record is from RefSeq and is a predicted model, not a curated record. Bases 3278 to 5788 code for a protein of 836 amino acids. The transcript is spliced from 9 exons. Gene Ontology annotation, cellular component: membrane. Lineage: Eukaryota; Metazoa; Chordata; Testudines; Dermochelyidae.
UCAGCACGGAGACCUCACAGAACUGCUCAUGAUGCUGCUCUCAGCAGCUGACGGGGCUGUGAGAGAACUUGGAGAGAAUCCCAAGAUACGGAGAGAUCAGCUCUUCCUUCCCACACAGAGGUGUUUGGGUGCCCAGGGCAAAAUUUGAAACUGUGCUUCCCCACUCCAAAAUAAUUACCACUGAAGGGAGGCUUUGGUUGGGGGAGUUGGAGAGUGAGCCCAUUGCAGUGGUUCCUAUCCUAUGGGGCUGGACCCAGCUCUCUACUCAGGGUGUUGCAGCUUGGCACAAAGGUCACAGUGCCACUCAUGUUUGGCCUGGCUGCCCCUGGAUCAUGACAGAGGGGUAGCUGGGCCAAAGUUGAGUGGUGCUGUGACCCUGUACAUCUGAUCACAAUGCUACUGGGUUUGCACAACCCCUGGGUAGCUCUUUUGCUGCUUUGAGCAGAUGUUAGUAUGACAGAUUAACAUGUAAAAUGUUUUUAUUAUGCAUGAUUGAUAGCAGCUUUUUCUUAGUGUUCUAAUGCACUCUCUGCACUCUUGAAUGAUGGGGAGACUUUGAUCAGCAGGAAGAAAGAGGUCCUGGCCCCUUUAAGGGUCCCCCAUCCCUGAGGGUGGAGAGACAGGGUGAUAUCACCUGAGCUAAGGGCCGCUUGAACCUGGAGAAGGUGGGAUCUGUGUACAUGUGUUCCUCCAAACAGAGCCCUCCUUCACUGGGAUCAGCACACAUGUCAUGAGCAGUUAUUCAUUCCAUAGGUGGCAUGGUUUCCUGAUAGACUGGAGUGGGAAGGCAUCCUCUAAAUAAGCUGAGGAAUGGAGGUUGGGACUCCUAAUUUGUGGUACAGCUAGGAGAAAACCCUUUUUCACUAGUCCUCUUAACUGUCAUAUGGGGAAGGGUGGUCGGGGUUCUGGUAAUGGGAUGGGACCAGGUUUGGAGUGGGGGUAGGCUGAUGGCAUUCUUCAAACAGGUGGAAGCAAUUAAGAAAGGAGUGAUAACCUGCACUGUAAUUUGUUAGAUAGUUUCCAGAUGAGUUAUUAACAUUGCAGCCUAGGUAAACCACAUACUUUGCAUCUUGCUUGUCUUUCUGCAUGGCCAGGACAAUGGGUAAACAUUAGCUAUGAUGGCUGUUCCUCCCACAACUAGGCACAUCUGGAUCUUAGAUGAUAGAACAAUCGGGAUCUCCAUUUUCUGUCAGACCGUGACAUUGUUUUAUUUCCAAUAAGUCUUCUCUUGGAAGCUAUAAGGUUCUCCCCAUCCCCCAUUUUUUAAGCUUUUGGAACUCUUAGAUUUCCACCUUACAGGACUACACCUUGUGGCUAUGGUCCUUCUAGCCCAGGAAGACUGGAAACCAUUUAUGAUGGUGGGGUUGCUGUAUAUUUAUACAAGGCAUUGCCUCCCACACCCUUGUUAGAAAAGUGGUCAUCACAGCUUUCUUAGCCCAUGUUUCAGGAGUGGAAGAUCAGGAUUGAGACACCAACUCAGCCUUCCUACAUUGCAAGACAGAGGAUUUCCACAAAGUCACUCAACUAGUCUAAUUUUCUUAUAGAGCCUCUUCCUUCAGUCCUUCCAUUCUCUAAUUGCUCCCUCUUUUCCUAUUGCCCUUUCUCUCCCAACUUUUCUUCUCCAUUUUUCUAAAUCCACCUGCAUAGUUUUGGUUCAGAUACUUGGUAGAUCAGCUGUGCUGUCCAUGUAUUGAGAAAAUCUUGCAGUAACACACAUCUGAUAUAAUACAGAUGCUUAUAAGGAACUGACUUGCUGGCAUGACUUUUAUGUUCCUUUUGAGCUAGGAUCUUUAAAUUUGCUACUCUAAUACAUUAUGGACUGCUGAGUACAGGGAAAAUUACUGCGAAGAAACCAGUCUUACAAUAUUUCAACCAUUCGAGUGCCCUUUUAAGCUACAGUCUUGAAAUAAGGUAUGCAUUUAAUGUGUUCCACUGAUAAUGAGGGGCUGUUGUGGGAAAAACAAACCUGAGAUUUGAAAUUUAUAAUAAUAUUACAAUAAUAAUAUUGUAAUAUUAAUACAAAAUAUAUAUUUCCUUCUGUGGUGUGGUCUUGCAUAUGGAGUCUCAGACUUGAGCAUCUGAGAUCACCAGUGUUGUUUGUUGGAUUUUAGCCAAGAAAAUUGUCAAAGACAUGCCAGUGCACUCCCUGCAAGUGCUGAUGUUGAUAGUCACAGUCACCCAAAAGAUGACUGUUAAUUUUAUAUAAUUGCAUCUGAAUGAUCUGAUGAUAUAGCACACAUGUUUUAUGAUCUCAUCAGAAUCCUGAAUAGCAGUUGUUGCCAGGUGGUCAUGCAUUGUUUGGUAUAACACCACACUACACAGUGGCCACUCAAAGAGGAAAAAGAUUAAGUGUAGAGGGAGAAGGUUUGAAGGAGACCACCAACCACAUCCAAAAGAUGUGGCAUCAGAGAAUAGGACCUCACUAUUAACUAAAGUUUAUUUGUCCAGGCCCAAAAGGGCUUGUCUGUGCCGUGCAGUUAAUUUGCAGGUUUUUGAUGAACAUCAGGUAACUCAUAAUAUAUUCAAGACAAAGUAAUAGCAUGCAUACAGGUUGUCUGUGCUGUCUUUCGGUUCUUAUUGUGUGUAGCAUGGCAGCAGCUGGCUGUGUACUAAACACAUGGUGUUCUUGGUUGGACAUCCUGGGAUCUGUUGCUUUGCUGCUGAGUAGUGUGCAUCCCUGGAUUUUUCUCGCUGUUAAUUGUGGGAUAUAUAGCAGAAGCCAGAUGGGUUCAAAUUUUUAAAAAUCCCAUAUUUCCAUUGCCUCGGCUCCAUUUUUCCUGUCUGGGUAGACUAGUGCCAUUUUCGACUAGUGCCAGUGUGGACCUGACAAUGCUCCAUGUUGCUACUCUAGCAACUGCAAAUAUGUAGAGGCUGCUUGGGCUGUAUUUCACCUCUCAAAGCAGAUGAAUUUGGCUUUGACUCUAUCCACCGCACUGUCAAGCAGAUGAUGUGGUGAUGGCAGUAGCUCCUCCACCAGCAGUUUCAGUGGGGGAGGAAGUGGGAUGAGGACAAAGGGAAAAAGAGGAACAAUUGAUAGUAGAAGAGUGGAUCUUGGAGCAGGUUCACACUGCAGUGCUAUUUUGAGGUUUGGGAAACAAACAUAGAUUUAUGGGAAGACAUCAUUCUUCAGAUCUGGGAUGAUCAACAGUGGUGAGAGAUUACAGGGUGGGGAAGGCAACCUUUUUUAUGUGCUGAACUAACCCGGAGUACGCAGCUGGUGAUCCAUACCUGUGGAGAAGUGGGUUGCCAUUGCCAUCUGGAAGCUGACCAUGCCUGAAUGUUACCACUCCAUAGGCAACCAAUUCAGCAUGGCAAGAUCAACAGCUGGAACCAUUAUCAUGCAGCUACUUUGAAAAUGUCUGAAAAUUCCAGUGACAGUGAUUCAUCUGGUGGCUGGACUGUCAUCAAUCAUGAGGGGUCUGAUAUAGAGACAGUGACCUCUGAAAAUGGAGGAACAAAUAGUAAUCUUGAGUUUGCUUCAGAAGAAUAUGCUACUUUGGUGAAGGAAGAAGAGCAACCAUUUGAUUUGAGAGCUGAAUGCAGCAAAGAUGAUGUGGUGUCAAUGGUAGAAACUUCUCCUGCUGCCUUGGAGGAAACCCAGGCAGUUCCUGAGGCAAAGAAAGAGAAAUUGCCUGAUCAUGGUUCCUGUAUUGGGGCUAAUAGUGAUGAUUCUGACAUUGUUACCCUUGAAACACCUAAAGUAGAAGAAAUUGGAACGCAGGAAGAAGCUGCAAUUGUUGAUGAGGAAGCUCAGGGUUCAGAUGAUUUUAACAUGGGUUCUUCCUCCAGCAGCCAAUACACAUUCUGUCAACCAGAAACUGGUUUUCCACUUCAGCAUAGUGAUGAUGAAUCAAGUAGUGACGAAACAAGCAAUCGAUCCAGUCCCACACUAAGGAGACGGCGUGCAAAGAAGAGGCUAGUCUCCAACUCUGAAUCUGAGGGCGGGACACCUAACGAACAGGACACUGAACCUCCCAAAGAACAGCGACACAAACGCCAAUUCAGUAGUGGCCUGAACAGAUGCAUUAUACUGGCUUUGGUGAUAGCAAUCAGCAUGGGAUUUGGACACUUCUAUGGUACAAUUCAGAUCCAGAAACGUCAACAAUUGGUAGAAAAGACACAUGAAGAUGAACUAAAUGGUAUGAAAGAUAACCUUUACCAGUGCCAACGAGAGCAAGGAGUUAAAGCAGACUAUAAGUCACUAAAACAAGACCUUACAACAUGUCUGAUCUCUACUGAGGUGGAAAAAAAAUCAUUUGAAUCUCAGAAAAUAAGUCUUACUACAGAAAACCAGCGCUUAAGGGUAUCUCUGGAGAGGGAAGAAAAAACUUUGGACUUGCUGCAGGAAGAGUUAAGGAAGCUGAGAGAACAAAUUAGAAACUUAGAAGAUAAAGGUAUUAGUACAGAGUCAGUUGUCAUGGAAAAUAAAAAACUUAAGGUAUAUUUGGAAGAGGAAAAGCAGAAAAUACACAACUUCCUUAAGCAAAAGGAGACACUUUUUGCAGAAGCACAAAUGUUGAGGAGAGAACUAGACAAAGAACGGCAGAUAACUAAAGUUCUAAGAGAAGAACUGGAGCAGUUAAGUUCUCAUCAGAUACCCGGCAACACAGACAAUACAUUAAGGGAGAACGAAGAAAUAGAAACUUUGCGGGGAAGACUAACAGAGCUGGAAAAGAAGCUAAACUUUGAACAACAACGCUCUGAUUUGUGGGAAAAACUGUAUGUUGAAGUGAAGGACCAAACCGAAAAACAGGAAACUAAUAAAAAAGGACAAGAGAAAGAUGGAAAAGGAACAAGACAGACCAAAAAGAAGUCCAAAGAAUCAUUUUUUGGCUCAGUUAAAGAAACUUUUGAUGCCAUGAAGAAUUCCACAAAGGAGUUUGUAAGACACCAUAAAGAAAAGAUUAAACAGGCUAAAGAAGCAGUGAAAGAAAACCUGAAAAAAUUCUCUGAUUCUGUGAAGUCCACAUUCAGACACUUCAAAGACACAACUAAAAACAUCUUUGAUGAAAAGAAGAAGUCUGGUGAUAAAAGAUAUGAGGCAAACAAAAAAGGUAAAACUGUUUUUCGGGAAUAUAAUACUCAUGAGAAUCCUUCUAAGCAUACACACUAUAGAGGGCCUAGCAUGAAAAAAGAAUUCAGAGAAGGAAGAAAACAGAGAUUGACUCCCUUUACAUUUGAAAAAGAUAGUAAUUCACAGAAAUGCAUCAAUAACCCAGAAUGUAACCGAAAACGUCACUCUGUCCUAAAGGGCUGCUCUGGUAUUUUUGAAUGCGCUCAUCAGGAAUUUAUUAGCCUGUUUAACAAAGUACUGGACCCUAUUAGGGCUGAAGAAUUUAAUCAGUUAAUUCAAAAAUAUUUGCAGCAAGAAGUAGAUAGUUUCCAGCACUGGAGAGAACUAGAGAAUUUCAUCAAUAAGUUUUUCCGUAAUGGGAUCUUUAUACAUGACCAGAUGCUGUUCACGGACUUUGUUAGUGAUGUUAAGGAUUAUCUUGAGGACAUGAAGGAGUAUCAAAGUGACCAUGAAGGGAUGUUUGAGGAUUUGGAUAAAUACAUCUACAGAUACUACUUUCAUUAUGAUAAUUCACCUCAGUAUGGACCCAGUCGACCUGCUAAAAGGCCUACUUUCACACAAUCUGAAAGUUCCAGACAUGAAAAACAAACUCAGAAGCACCACCACCGUAAUAAGAGAGAAGGUAAAUGGCAUAACCAUGGUCGUACUAAUGGAAGACACAUGGCAAAUCUUGAAAUAGAAUUGGGGCAGUUACCCUUUGAUCCAAAAUAUUAAGUAAUUUGUAUAUGGUAAAAUCAGGAAGAUAAGCAGAUAAUUUCUAGUGGUUCCUCAAUGGAAACUAAUUGUUUUUCAGCAAAACUGCAAGGUGCAAGUGUUUCUUUAUACAGAUUGAUUUUUACCCUGCUGUUCAAAAGCAUCAGUCAAACUUCCUAACUAGCAUUUUCUCUAGUGUUGCUUUACUGUUCUUUGGAAAUGAUUUUGGUUGUAGUUGUACUGUUAUGGAAACUAGGUAUGUUGUGACUUGUCUGUGAAAAAUAGGCUUAAUUGCAUACCGUUAGUGUAGUUCAAACUUGAAUCAUACGUAAUGUACAUGUAAUUAACAUGGUUUGGUGUACUAACUGCAUCUCGUCCUUCAGAAAGUAGAUCUAAAUUAUGGCAACGCAUCUGUUAAUGUUUUGUAAUCUUAUACUUGCUUCUUAUCUUUUUUGGGGGUUCAAGAGCCUGUUGACUUAUGAAGAAUUUGCUGUGCUGCAUUUUAAUCAGCUUGCUGACAUAUGCACUUGAAAUUUCUUGCCCAUCUUCAUAUUGUGGAAGAAAAAUAAAGAGACGUUGUGGGUAAAA